Molecule: messenger RNA, 494 nt
Organism: Lactuca saligna
Lineage: Eukaryota; Viridiplantae; Streptophyta; Magnoliopsida; Asterales; Asteraceae
Source: the annotation of a GenBank genome assembly
AGCUGAUAAGAGGAUAUGAAGAGAGGUUCUUACAUGGAGAGAAGAGUACUCUUGUUUGGUAGCCAAGGAUGACUUGCCUAAAAACACCUCAAAUAGAUGUUGGAAGUAACACCUUAUUUGGUUCAUUAAUUAGGCAGUCACUCCAUGGCUAACUUGACAGACUCUUCUUGCUCAUGUUAGGUCAUCUCUUCCUCAGUAGAAUCAGAAACCUGUCAUUAGAUUGUUACAAAUGGAAUGUGAAAGAACUAACAAUUGUUGAAGCCUUACGUGUUCGGAGAACUAAUGGGGGAAAACAUAAUUACAGGAUACCAGAGGUCGUAUGCGCCACACCCAAACUCAAAUUCCCUCUCGACGAUUGGCGAUUCAUUCCCGAUGGCACCUCCAACCGCUUCCCUUCAUUGCCGACCUCAAGAAGUCACCGGAGGACCACCGGUGACGACAACGAAUUCCAGCAACCACCUACUUUUGGCCACCAUAGUAGGAGUUGUAGGUAA